Molecule: messenger RNA, 2995 nt
Organism: Motacilla alba alba
Lineage: Eukaryota; Metazoa; Chordata; Aves; Passeriformes; Motacillidae
Gene: NAB2
Product: NGFI-A binding protein 2
Exons: 7
Coding region: 374-2326 (650 amino acids)
Biological process (GO): negative regulation of DNA-templated transcription
Cellular component (GO): nucleus
Molecular function (GO): transcription factor binding; transcription coregulator activity
Source: RefSeq, a predicted model, not a curated record
CCCCGCGGCCAGGAUCGCGCGGGGGCGGCUCUGGCCCCACGCCAGGCGCCGGCCGCGGUAUAAAUAGCACCGAGCCACGCAGGGCCGGACCGGGGUGCGGGCCGUGACACCCUCCCCCUCCUCCCUCCCGCGGGAGGGACCCCGGUGCUGCGGGCGAGGGGCUCCAGCAUCCCCCCCAGCCCAUCCGAGAAACCUCCGGCCGCUCCCGUUAUCGCUGCUCCCCCCGGAGCCCAUCGGUGGCAGCGUGUGCGCCCCGGUGACACCGAGUGCCAGCCCUCCGCAAGGGCUCCGGCACCGGGGGGACACUGCCGGGACAGCGGUGCCUGUACCCGGAGCAUCCCCGCUCCCGCUCGCCUUGUCACCGAAACCGGGGAUGCUGCGAGCGCUGCCCGCGGGACUCCCGGGAUCCAACACCGAGCACCGUGUCCCCUUCCAGGGCUUCUACCUCUCCCACGGACCCCUCCCCGUGCCACGCGUGUCCUGCCCGGUCCCUGCCGGGGCUGCGGGACCCCCGGUGCCGCCGUGCGGGGCGCCGCUCCCGUUGCUCCGGUGCUGGGGGGGGGUAGGGGGAAAGAAGGGGGCCCGGUGCUGCCGCCCCCGCCGCUGCCCCCCCCCCCACCCUCCGCGCUCGGCGGGGGCGGCAGCCGCGGGAUCCGCCCCCGGGGCCUCCCACGCGCGGCGCAGCCGGGGCCGCUGCUAUUUCACGGUCCCGCCCGUGUGGGCGGCGCGCAGAGCGGCGCGGCGCGGCGGAGGGAGCGCGCCCGGCCCGGCCGCGGGACCCCCCGAGCCCCGGCACCCCCCCCCUCCCCCCGGAUCCCCGGUUAGAAGCGGCCCCGGAGCCCCCCCUCCCGCCCCUCCCCGGCCGCCCGGCGGGGCGGGCGGAGCGGACGGAGGCGGUUCCAGGCGGCGGCUCGUCAUGGCCCUGCCCCGCACGCUGGGGGAGCUGCAGCUGUACCGGGUGCUGCAACGCGCCAACCUGCUGGGCUACUACGAGACCUUCAUCCAGCAAGGGGGGGACGACGUGCAGCAGCUCUGCGAGGCGGGCGAGGAGGAGUUCCUGGAGAUCAUGGCGCUGGUGGGCAUGGCCACCAAGCCCCUCCACGUCCGCCGCCUCCAGAAGGCCCUGCGCGAGUGGGCCUCCAACCCGGGGCUCUUCAGCCAGCCCGUCUCGGCCGUCCCGGUCAGCAGCAUCCCACUCUUCAAGCUCUCUGAGGCCGGCGGGCGCAAGGCGCUCAGCAACGGGCACGCCAGCCCCGGCGAGGCCGCGGGCAAGGGGGGUGGCAGCGCCGGGACGCCCCCAGCCCGCAGCCCCACGGAGCCAGGGGAGAAGCUGUCGCCAUCAGCGGCUCCACCGUGGCCGGGAAGGAGCACCCCCGAGUCGGAGGGUGGAGGGGAUGAGGAGCCGGGCGGUCCCCCCUUCUCCCCGGGCGGGAGCAGCGGGGAGCAGGCGGUGGGCACGGAGCUGGAGCCGGAGUUGGCACGGACGGUGGUGGAGAGUGUGGAGCGGCUGCUGCAGAGCUGCCCCCGGGGCGGCGAGGCCGAGCUGAGGGCGCUGAUGAAGCUCAACAAGAAGCUGGCCAAGGCUGUGGGGCACAUCUUCCAGCUGGAGGACGGUGACCGGCAGAAGGAGGAGGAGAUCCGCCGGCACAGCGCGAUCUACGGGCGCGGCGAGGCCCGGCGCCGCGAGGGCAAGCAGCUCACCCUGCACGAGCUCAUCAUCAAUGAGGCGGCCGCCCAGUUCUGCCUGCGGGACAACUCGCUGCUGCUGCGGCGCGUCGAGCUCUUCUCGCUCUCACGACAGGUGGCACGGGAGAGCACCUACCUGUCCUCGCUCAAGGUUGCCAGGGCCCAUCCCGAGGACAGCGGCGCCGUGGUGGCCAAGCGGCUCAAGCAGGAGGCGGGAGAGCAGAGCCGCCCUGAGCUCCUGGCACUGCCGGUGGGGCUGGAGCCCCCCGGGGCUGGCUACCGAGGCAGCUUGGAGGAGGACACGGGCAGCCUCUCCGGGGAGAGCCUCGACGGCCACUUGCAGGCGGCGGGGGCCUGUCCCCGGCUGACCCCUCCGCCCGGCGCGGCCCCAGACGUGCCCCUCGGCCUCGCUCCCCACGGGCUCUGGAGCCGCCACAUCCUCCAGCAGACGCUGAUGGACGAGGGGCUGCGCCUGGCCCGGCUGGUCUCGCACGAACGCGUGGGGCGGCUCAGCCCCUGCCUGCCGGGGAAGCCCCCGGGACCAGAGUUCGAGGACGGGCUGGCGGAACGGGGUCCUCCGGCCCCCCCGGACCCCCCUCGGGGCACCAUCAAGGUGGAGCAGGAGACCAGCAGGCAGUGAGGCCCCUGCAGCCCCCCCGCCACCAUUAACGAAGCAAUAACGUGCUGGGGGACGGGUGCGGCGGCGCUCCGGGCCCGGGGAGCUUGGGGAGAGAGGGGGGGGGUCUCAGCCACAUCCCCCCCCCGGCCCCCUCCCGUCCCGCACCGACGCUCUGGUUACCUCAGCCGCGGCGGGAUGCGAUUCCCCGCAGCAGCAAUACCCUCAUCCCGCCCGGCUCCGCUUCCCCGCCGCCCCCCAGGGCUGGGGAGCCCUCGAUGGACUGGAGCCCCCCUUCCCCCGUAGAGCCCCCCACACCCCGGCCCCAUCACCGCGCGGGGACAGACGCGUCGCACUGUGCGCUCCCACGUCAGCGCUGCCGCCCACGCCGGGCACACGGUCCCCCCCCCCCCCCCCGGUCCCCCCCCACCCGCAGCGCCCACGCACCAGCCGCCAGCCCCCUCCCCGCAGCACGUGCCAGCUCACUGUGCACCCCCUCCCCACCCUGAGACCCCCCCCCAGCACCGCAUCGGCUGUAAAUACCCCCCCCCCCAUACCCCCCCCUCCCCGCACGCAUCCCCCCCCUGCACCCCGAUACCUGCGUGUGCUUCAAGCAUGGUCCCUGUGCCGGGGGGUGUCACACGUGCCGUGGGGUGUCACCCCCUCGCAGCACGGUGCGGGCGGCGUUUGACG